Molecule: messenger RNA, 2097 nt
Organism: Zasmidium cellare ATCC 36951
Lineage: Eukaryota; Fungi; Ascomycota; Dothideomycetes; Mycosphaerellales; Mycosphaerellaceae
Exons: 3
Coding region: 1-2097 (698 amino acids)
Biological process (GO): DNA-templated transcription; regulation of DNA-templated transcription
Molecular function (GO): DNA-binding transcription factor activity, RNA polymerase II-specific; DNA binding; zinc ion binding
Source: RefSeq, a predicted model, not a curated record
AUGUCACAAAAUACCAAGAUCCAGCAGAAACCACAAAGACUUCUCGCCUGCGUCCGCUGCCAGCAACGUAAAGUCAAGUGCGACCGCAGCUAUCCCUGCAGCAAUUGUGUCCGGGUGGGUGUUCAGGCCGAAUGCACACCAGCAUCUCUUGCACCCCGACAACGGAAGCGUAGAUUCCCGGAGCGAUAUCUUCUGCAGCGUGUCAGGCAAUACGAGAGCCUUCUGCGGCAGCACAACAUACCUUUCGAACCAUUGCAUCCAAGUGCAGCAAGCGAAGCAGCCUCCGAAGCCGACCAUGAGCCAAACAAUGCAGAGAACACUGGGCCGACCCCUGAAUCAAUUGUAGACGUUCGAAAAGAUGAUCCCAUUGACGAGAAGCCUGGCGAUGGGAUCGAUAUUUGGCAAGUUAUGAACCAUGCGUCCAGUGACGGCGAAUUCGAAGAGGACGAAGACGACAUCGACAUCACCCACAUCGACUACGCUGCCAAAGGCAAGAUGCGAUACUCAACGGUCAAGAAGGCGCUGGACCAGCUCUUCCACAAUAACGAUCUGCUUUUCUUCGGCUCGAGCAAGUCAGAUGGACCACUUUCGACACUUCAUCCACCGCAGGUGCACAUCUUCCGGCUCUGGCAGAUCUACCUGGACAAUGUCAAUCCAAUCCUCAAAGUCACACAUACUCCAACGCUGCAGUCACGGCUGCUUGAUGCGGCGGCCGAUGUCACCUCGAUCCACCCACCAUUGGAGGCACUGAUGUUCAGCAUAUACUGCGUGGCAAUCGUGAGCCUACAAGACGAUGAGUGCAAGUCCUUGUUCGCCUCGCCGAAAGAGGAGCUUCUUUCAAGGUAUCAAUUGGCAUGCCAGCAAUCGCUGCAGAACUGUCGCAUACUUAGAGCUACGGACUUGGAUUGCCUUGUUUCGCUCUUUCUCUACUUGGUGUCAGUCAGAUCGAAUACUGAUCCACGAUCUCUGGGAGCCCUCCUCGGCGUCGCCAUCCGCCUCGCCCAACGCAUGGGCAUCCAUACCGAAUCAUCAAACGCAAAAUGCUCACCCUUCGAAGCAGAACUACAUCGUAGACUUUGGUGGGCUCUAGUCCUCUUCGACAACCGCAUUUGCGAAAUGUCGGACAUGAAAGCCACCAUGCUCGCACCAACCUGGAACUGCAAACCGCCCCUCAACGUAAAUGACUUCGAUAUUCGCCCUGAAAUGACAUCCCUUCCAACCGCUCAUCGUAUCCCAACCGAAGCCCUCUACGCCGUCGUCUGCAGCGAACUCGGCAAUCACGCCCGCCACAGCGCCUCCUACCUCGACUGUAACGGUCCUACGCCCGAAGUAUGGAAAGGUCGUCCGAACCAUACAAGUCGAACCCUGGACGAGAUCCAUCAAGCCCUCGAAAAUAAGUACUUCUCCCUUUGCAACCCGGAGAACCCCAUCCACUACCUCACAAUCUGGACCGCCCGAGGCUUCCUCGCCAAGUACCGUCUUUACGAACACUACUCCCUAGCCUCUCGCUCCCAAACUCCUCAAACAACCACCCAGCGAGAUGCAGCGAUAAUUCAUGCCAUCACAAUCCUAGACUGCGACACCAGACUCGCCUCCUCGCUCUUAACUAAGGGUUUCUUCUGGCAACUCUAUUUCAACUUCCCUUUCCCCUCGUACAUGCACAUCGUCAGCGAUUUGCAGAAACGGCCGCUCGCAGAACCUGCAGAGAGGGCGUGGAGGGCCAUGAGCGAAAAUUGUGAGGCGAGGUUCAAGAGUGACACCGAUGUCAAUUUGGGGUUCAAGCUGUUCUCGAGGUCAGUGUUGCAGGCUUGGGAGGCGAGGGAGAAGGCCGUAAGAGAGCUCGGCAAUCCUAUUGAGGUUCUGCCGAGUAUCGUGGAAGCUAUACAGCGCAGAAGGACGGGACAGACGCCAAAGGGCCCGGAGCAUGACCAGCAGCUUGAUGAUGCAGGACUGCAGGACUUUGAGAUGCCAGUGCAGAUGGAUUGGAGUUUGGGACUGCCGGGUAUGAUGGAUCCGCUGGGAACGGAUAUGGAUUUCAGUCAGUUCUUUGAUUGGGAUCCUGCGUCUUCUGGCUGGGCGGGUUUGGAUGGCGUGUGA